This is a messenger RNA of Tarenaya hassleriana, 4715 nucleotides long. Its product is annotated as protein transport protein SEC16B homolog. Bases 278 to 4411 code for a protein of 1377 amino acids. Lineage: Eukaryota; Viridiplantae; Streptophyta; Magnoliopsida; Brassicales; Cleomaceae. Gene Ontology annotation, biological process: COPII vesicle coat assembly; autophagy; Golgi organization. The transcript is spliced from 15 exons. Gene Ontology annotation, cellular component: ER to Golgi transport vesicle membrane; endoplasmic reticulum exit site. The record is from RefSeq and is a predicted model, not a curated record.
GUCAAAACCCAGACUCGGAAUACAAUCUCUCCUUGCUGCGGCGUCUACGGCGUCAUAAAUAAAACCCCAAAUCAAGGUGGGAAAUUCUCGCUCUCCCUCCCUCGUCUUUUGAUCCUGUGGAACGUGAAGCCUACAGCUUUCGGUUUCAGGUUUGGUUUCCUUCGAGGAACCGAUCCCGCGGAUUUUGUGGGCUAAUUGCUCAAAUCAAGGAGCAACUGUUUUUGGGAACCAGGAUCAGCUUAGGGUUUUAUUCUCGUGUUGAUCUCUGUUUCGGUAGAUGGCAUCCACUUCUCAAUUCCAGGUGGAGGAUCAGACGGACGAGGAUUUCUUCGACAAACUCGUCGAUGACGACUUUAAUCCCAGCGAAGCACAAGCAUCAUCUUCCGCUACGGGGAUGAAGUUGGAGGACGGCAAUGACUCCGAUGACGCUACAGCUUUUGCCAAUCUCUCCAUCAGCGAUGAUUCUGGUGGAGAUGGUACAUUGCUUGAGGCAGAAGGGGGGAAUGAUUCUGCAAAAACUAAUAUAGGCGCUAUUACUUCCGAAGCUGCAGAAUUUAUCCGUAGCAAUGCAAAUAAAUCGAGCAAUGAAGGGCUGUUAUCGGAAGAAGUGGCAAUAUCUGCGACAGCAGGGGAAAGCCCAAUACUUGAUGGAUCUGGGGGUUCUGGCAUUAAGGAAGUCGGUUGGAGCUCGUUUUAUAUGGAUUCAUCCGUCAACAAUGGCCAGGGUUUUGGUUCAUACUCGGAUUUCUUGAGCCAGUUCGAGGAAGAUGCCGUAGAUUCACAAGGAAAGGCGAAGGAAUAUAUCACUGGUGGUGGAAACAUAGUCUCCAACAAUUCAAAUAACAAAAACAUUGGUUUAGACAAUUCGGUGGGUUUGGGCCAUCAGGGGGAACUGCACAGUGCUUAUGCGAAUGGGCAGGAUACAGAUAUCAGUCAAUACUGGGAAAAUCUCUACCCUGGAUGGAAGUAUGAUGCAAAUACUAGGGAGUGGUAUCAAGUUGAUGGUCAUGAAGAAAACAUGAAUUUGCAGGGGAACUAUGGCCAUUCAACAGAUGACUGGAGUGGGGGUUCUGCUGGAAAAUCUGAUGUUGCUCAUCUCCAACAAAGUACUCAAUCUGCCAUUGAGACAGUGACUGAGACAGGCACAACUGAGAGUGUGUCUGGAUGGAACCAGCUUUCACAUGUGAACAAUGGAUAUCCUGAGCAUAUGGUCUUUGACCCUCAAUAUCCAGGUUGGUACUAUGACACGGUUGCUCAGGAAUGGCUCACAUUGGACAGCUACAUUCCGGCUGCUCAAACCACAGGUCUUGACGCUCAUAAUCAACAAGUUCAGAAUGGCUAUGUUUCUACAGGAUAUAGUGGCCAUAGCAAUAGUAGUGAUAUGUAUGGUGAAUAUGGCCAGAAACAGACACUGGCGACCCAAGAAUUCAGUAGCCAAGCGCAACAAAGCAUGUGGGAUCAGUCUAGCUAUGUCUACAAUAACACAUGGCAGUCAGAAACUGCAGCCAGGGCUGAGACCACUGUAACUUCUUCAUUAUCAAGCUUUGUUGUAAACCAGCAGAUGAAUAGUAACUAUAGUACCGAGGCUGUUGCUGAACAGCCAGCAGUUGCACAAACAUUUGGAAAGACGAGUCAACCACAAUUUAAGACUAAUGAGAUCGGCGUACAGAGCUUUAGCCCUCCCUAUAAAGAUACGGGUGUUUUCCAGCAAAAGGGACCAGUGAAUUUCUCAAACGAUUUUUACGGUGUGCAGAAAUCUCCAAAUGUUGCCCAACAGUCAUUUCAGAGCAGUCAACAGUUCUUUCCUGCUCCAACUGUAGGAAGGUCACCUGAUGGACGUCCCAUACACACACUUGUUAGUUUUGGUUUCGGUGGAAAGCUAAUAGUUAUGAAAGAUAAUAGUGGUUCUCUCCAGAAUUCAUCAUUUGGGAGCCAGGGAACUAUGGGAAGCUCUAUCUCUGUGCUAAAUCUGGCAGAAGUUUUCACUGGGAAUGCCAAUACUUCAAAUAUGGGAGGGGGCACUUCAGGUUACUUCCAUUGUCUAUGUCAACAAUCUUUCCCUGGUCCCUUGGUUGGAGGAAAUGUUGGAAGUAAAGACCUAAAUAAGUGGCUUGAUGAGAGAAUUGUGAAUUGCGACUCUCUUGAAGUGGAUUUUUCAAGAGGACAACUUUUGAGACUUCUUCUUUCUUUGCUCAAAAUAUCAUGUCAGUAUUAUGGGAAACUCCGCUCUCCUUUUGGCACCGAAACAACACAACAGGAUACAAAUACUCCGGAAGCUGCAGUUGCAAAACUUUUCGCAUUUGCGCAGAAGGAUGGUAUCCAAAAUGUUAGUCAAGCAGCUUUAGGUCAAUGCGUGCUGCAUUUACCACCUGAAGCACAAAUGCAAGUAACUGCUUCAGAGGUUCAGAGUCUUCUUGUUUCUGGUAGGAAAAUGGAUGCUUUACAAUGUGCGCAAGAAGGCCAGUUAUGGGGACCUGCACUUGUCAUUGCAGCACAGCUAGGGGAUCAGUUCUAUGUUGAUACUGUGAAACAAAUGGCACUUCGCCAGUUGGUCCCAGGAUCACCUUUGCGGACAUUAUACCUGCUAAUUGCGGGCCAACCAGCAGAAGUGUUCUCCACAGGAAGUGCAGGUGGUAGCAGUCUUCCCGGCUCCAUGCAUAUGUCUCAACACCAGCCGCAGUUUGGAAGCGACAGCAUGCUUGGCAACUGGGAAGAGAACUUGGCUAUAAUAACUGCAAACAGAACCAAAGACGAUGAGCUUGUGAUCACUCAUCUUGGAGAUUGCUUGUGGAAAGAAAGGAGAGAGAUUAUCGCAGCACAUAUCUGCUAUUUAGUCGCCGAAACGAACUUUGAACCAUACUCUGAUGGUGCAAGACUCUGCCUUGUUGGAGCAGAUCAUUGGAAAUAUCCUCGAACUUACGCAAGUCCAGAGGCUAUCCAGAGGACAGAGUUGUAUGAAUACUCUAAGGUGCUAGGAAACUCUCAAUAUAUCCUGCUACCAUUUCAGCCUUAUAAGCUGAUAUACGCCCAUAUGCUGGCUGAAGUUGGUAAAGUUUCAGAUGCGCUAAAGUACUGUCAAGCAGUACUAAAAUGCCUCAAAACGGGCAGAGCCCCUGAAGUGGAAAUGUGGAAACAGCUCGUUUUAUCGCUUGAAGAGAGAAUCCGUAUCCAUCAACAGGGUGGAUAUACUGCAAAUCUUGCUCCAGGAAAACUCGUUGGAAAGCUGCUCAACCUUUUUGAUAGUACUGCACAUCGCGUUGUUGGAGGCAUGCCACCACCUGCACCAUCCUUAUCUACAGGAAACUUUCUAGUAAAUGAGUAUAACCAUCAACAAAGAGCAGCGGCUGGAGUAUCAACUAGCCAACCAGCCAUGACAAUGCCAUCAUUGAUGCCAUCUGUUUCAAUGGAGCCCAUACGUGAAUGGGGUGGUGGUGAGAGUAAGAUGACAGUCCAGGCUAGAAGUGUAUCAGAGCCAGUUUUUGGUAGGACGCCAAAACAGGAUGAGGUUGGCUCUUUAAAAGAAAAAGCUUUGGACGGGGUGAUGUCCCAGGAGAAAUCAUCAGAGGCAGGGACAGGUUCACGGUUAAGUCGCUUUGGUUUUGGAAUACUGAAGAAGACAGUUGGGAGGGUCUUACAAGCUAGGCCAAGCCGAGAGGCCAAACUGGGUGAGGAGAACAAAUUCUACUAUGACGAUAAACUGAAGAGAUGGGUAGAGAAAGGCGUAGAACCACCAGCUGAAGAAGCUGCUCUACCACCCCCUCCAACAACAGCUGCAUUCCAUACCAACUCACCGGGUUCGAGUUUGGGUUCUGACUCUAAUAACGAGAUGUCUCCCCCGAGUGGGAACCAGAGUUUCGGAAGCCCAGCUCCAUCAGAGAAUUCAUCAGGAAUGCCACCUAUCCCAAGUGGUUCGAAUCAAUUCUCGGCACGUGGACGUAUGGGUGUCCGUUCAAGGUACGUCGACACAUUCAAUCAAGGACGUGGAAGCCCGGGAAGCAUGUUCCAUUCACCACCCGUCCCAAGUGCGAAAUCAUCAAUGCCAACAAACACAAAGUUCUUCAUACCAACAACACCACCGGUGACACCUGAAAACGAGGAGAAGGGAGGAGAAGAAGCUGGUGAAACAAGAAGCCAGCCGCCGUCCCAGUCCCUGACAUCAUCAUCGUCAUCUCCAGAGACUGCAAUCAAUAGUAGAUUUCCAAGCAUUGACGACAACAACAACAUCAGACGAACAGGAUCAGGAACAAACGUGAAGAGGGAGAGGGGUCUUCCUCCUGCAUCAUCCAGAAGAACAGCUUCAUGGAGUGGAAGCUCUUCAAGUGACCCUCAGCAAGUCAUGUCUUCCCCCCCUAUCCCACUUCAUCCUAUUAGCAGUUUCGGUGUCGAUGAACUUCAGGAGGUCCAACUCUAAGUGUCGAAGGUGAAAUUGCUCUCUGGGAUCUUGGGACAGAAGAGGUCAAGCCGGACAGGGGGGUUGGCAACUAUCUAUACAUACAUAUAUGCAUAUAUAUGGUUCCUCUUCUUUUUCGGCGGAUGAGAAUUACAGUAGAGAUAAAGAUAGAUACAAAGUUUGUACAGGCGUUGAUUCGUUUUUUUUCUUAUCUCAGAAGCCCCCAUGAGAUUCAUCAAAACUGUACCGACUGGUAAACUGAAUAAAAGGACCAAAUAUCUUUUUUUUUUUUGGGAAUAAUAAUAACAAUGAGUCCUUGAUUGGA